Molecule: messenger RNA, 981 nt
Organism: Drepanopeziza brunnea f. sp. 'multigermtubi' MB_m1
Lineage: Eukaryota; Fungi; Ascomycota; Leotiomycetes; Helotiales; Drepanopezizaceae
Source: RefSeq, a predicted model, not a curated record
AUGACAGCUCUGUCGACUGAAGGCUACGCACAAGGCUGGCUCGAUGCAAGUAUCACUUAUGAGAAGAUCUUGGGGCAACGACCACUUCUCGGCGGUAGUCCUGAAGAUAUCAUUGCUCAAUUCAACGGUCUCAACGCUCAAUUGGCUGCUCAAAGCCCUCCUCCGGAUGCCUCCGUUGUCAUAGAAGAUACCGUCGCCAACGGCGUUCCCGUCAGAAUCUACACCCCUCCCGAUGCCACAGGCAAGAAACUCCCUGUCGGCGUUUACUAUCACGGUGGCGGGUAUCUUGUCGGUAGUCUUGACUCCGAAGACGCCUGGUGUAGAUUUAUCUCCAAGCACACGCCUUGCAUCCUCGUGUCAGUUGACUACCGCUUGACGCAGACAGACAAGUGGCCCGCUCAAAUCGAUGAUUGUCUCACUGCAUAUAAAUGGGUCCGGGAAAAUGCCUCCAAGAUCGGUGGUGACCAAUCCAAGGUAUUCACAGUCGGUGCCUCGGCAGGGGGUGGUCUCGCGUGCGGAGUCGCAGAUCAACUUAUCAAGUCCGGGUCUGGCUCUCACGUUCAGGGGAUUGUAGCCAUGGUUCCUGUCGCCGCGAACCUCUCGACCAUCCCCGCCGAGUAUAAGUCCCAGUACACCGCCUAUAUCGAAAAUGCGACCGAUGUCCCGGUCAUCGAUGCCGGCACCAUGAAGACGUUCAUGGAGGCUGCAGCUGUAGAUGACAACGACGAGAAGGCGUUCGUGACGUUGAGCAAAAAUUUGAAGGACUUCCCUCCGACUUAUAUUGCUACCUGUGGCAAGGAUCCUCUGAGAGACGACGGGAAAGUUCUGGAGGCCAUGUUGAAGAUGGAGGGUGUCAAGACGAAGAGUGAUUUUUAUGAUGGGGUGCCGCACUAUUUCUGGCUGUUCCCUGGUGUUGAGAGGGGCGAGGAAUUCCUCAUGAACGUGGCGAAGGGUGCCCAGUGGGUUAUCUCUCAGGCGUAG